AUGUCGCUGCGGCGGAUGCGAUGGAUGUCGGACGAGGACGGGCGGUGGGAGCUGGACGCGGAGACCCCGGUGACGAUGGAGGGCACGGUGCGCCCCGUCCCGGGGGACCCCCUGCCGCUGGGGCUCUCACGGGGCUACCGCGUCACCCGCCCCAAGCAGCUCGACUUCUUCCACGGCUUCAUGGCGUCCCCUCUGGUCCCCACUUUCUCCGCCACCCGCGACGGCCUCUCUGUCAACCACGCCCACAUCCUCUACAUCACGGACAACUGGUCUUCUACCAUCUUGGAGAAAAUCAAUGUUAACAAGCUUGUGUCUGUCGUGAAAGAGAAAUUAGCAAAUCGACAGGAAGAGGCCUCUUGGACCAAAGAUUUGAAGAAACACUUGCAUGAUGUUAUGUCUCUAGGUGUAGGCACGGAAAUCUUGAUCACACCAGACACCACUUUGCUGCUGGAGUUAUUUGAUAUCAAGAAAGGCAAUCGAGGAAAAGCGAUGUUUCACCACGAGGCAAAAAAUCUGGACGCUCUUAACCUAUUUGGUAUACAGUUAGUUAUUUGUGGGACACCUCUUUACCUAUUGCAGCUUCCUCAUCAUAAUAUUACACUCCAAGCAUCUUGGCCUGGAUUAUUUGUUGAUAAAAAGGGAGCAUAUUGGGAUGUGCCAUUGUCAUUAUCGGCUGACCUUGCUUCAGUUGGCUCCAGUUCUGGGUUGAGUUAUCAUCUAUUAUUGCGGCAGAAUAGUGGUGAACCAAAAUGUUUUGGUGGUGAUGAAACAGAUGAUGUUCCUAUUGCUCUGCUACCUGGCCUAUGUGCAGUAGCCAGUGGAUAUUUGGGAAACUAUUCAAGGAGAGUGGCUAUACGAGAUGAAACACAAAAGAGUAAUACUUUUAGAAUGUUUGAUGAAAGGAAUAAAUGUGCUGCCUUUGCAGGCCUCUUUGCUUCUGUUGCUUUCACUGCUCAAUAUGGGAAUUUUCAGAGGCUUUUUCUGGAUUUGACUAGGGCAAGUGCCCGAUUUGAUAUCACCUCUGGCUCCUUGUUCUUAUGUGGUGCUUCUCGCCUUGCACAAGAUUUCUUCUUCUCUAGAAGACCUGAUGUGGAGACAUUCUGCAAUAUUUGUCCUGAUGUGACUGUUUCCCUUCAACAACAGAUUGUUGGGCCCUUGAGUUUUCGGGUUGAAUCCUCUGUUGCCAUUGACCCCAGAAGCCAGGACCAUUUUGUUCGAGUGGAUGAUCCAAUCUUUGCAAUUGAUUGGGCUUUCAAGAUCCUUGGUUCAGCAAAGGCCACAGCGUGGUAUUCACCCAAGCUUCAGGAGGCCAUGGUGGAGCUCCGGUUCUACGAAGCCUGA
Miscanthus lutarioriparius is the source of this 1341-nucleotide messenger RNA. Lineage: Eukaryota; Viridiplantae; Streptophyta; Magnoliopsida; Poales; Poaceae. The record is from the annotation of a GenBank genome assembly.